Molecule: messenger RNA, 4131 nt
Organism: Penicillium cataractarum
Lineage: Eukaryota; Fungi; Ascomycota; Eurotiomycetes; Eurotiales; Aspergillaceae
Exons: 2
Coding region: 1-4131 (1376 amino acids)
Source: RefSeq, a predicted model, not a curated record
AUGACUGGUCAAGAGAUCUCACUCGGCACGGUGAUUACGUUGACCGACGGACGGCAAGCUACUGUUCGUUUCAUCGGUCUCACCCACUUCGCGAAUGGAGAGUGGAUUGGUGUCGAAUUAAACGACGCCACCGGCAAGAAUGACGGUGAGGUUCAAGGAGAGCGUUAUUUCCAAUGCGAGCCAGGAUUUGGCAUGUUUAUCCGUCCAACGGCCAUUGGUACGGUACUUCAACAACCAUCGCGGGAGAGUAAACAAACCGCUAGACCCGGUUCCAAUGCGACUACCGGCAGACAAUCCCAGGCAGGAAUCGCUGCAGGCGUACGAAAACCUGGCGCAUUACCCCCGACAACGAUUAAGCGGCAGAGCACAAAUGCAACUGGAACCCCGACCCCCGCGCCAAAGGUGGCCGCUAGACCAUCGUUGAGGUCUCCUACAAAGUCUCCUACGAAACAAUUAUCCUCUUCAACGGCGCCCUCCAACCGUUCAUCGAUCGGCGGUGCUCCACGUACCUCCACUGUCGCACCGAAUCGUCCACGAUUAGCUUCUACGGCAAGACCCUCCAUGGGCCAAUCUGGAUCCCAAGCAGCCACCUCAAGGGCGUCACGGCCGUCUGUCUCUGGAGCGACGAGGACAUCACGACCAGGAUCGCAGAGUACCGUUUCGGCCGCCGGUCUAUCCAAGCGCCCUUCGUUGCGACAGGUUGCUUCCGCAAAGGCCUCGGACGCUGGCGAGACGGGAACAAGCGGACCAUCAGAAGGACCUACCGAUGCAGAAUCCCUGGACAACGAAGAAGGAAGCCCUCGAAAUGAUGAACCCGCGCCAACGCCGGCGCCGGCAGCUGCGCCUGCGCCCAGGGCGUCAAGGCAGUCUAUGACAGCUACCCGCCCUGCGGCAUCUCGACCAGGAGCUACGCCGGCUACGAGCCGCCAAACACAAAAUGCUGCUGCUGCUCGAGAGCUGGAGGAACUCCAGACCAGGCUGCGAGUCAUGGAAAAGAAACGGGCCGACGACCGCGAGAAGCUGAAAAUGCUAGAACAGUUACAAACGGAGCGUGACAAGUUCGAAUCGAUUAUCCAGAAACUCCAAGCAAAGUACCAGCCGCAGCAGAUGGAAAUCACGGAGCUGCGCAAAAGUUUGAAAGAAACCCAAGGUCGUCUUGAACAUUUGGAGAGGAUGGAAGCUGAGCACGAAUCCCUUAUGGAAAUGGCCACCCUGGACCGAGAAAUGGCAGAAGAAACCGCCGACGCCUACAAGCACGAAUGUGAGACGAUUCGAUCAAAACUGGAGGAGCUUCAAUUGGAGGUUGAAGUACUGCGAGAGGAGAAUGAGGAAUUUGGCCAAGUUACGAGCCCAGAAGAACGAUCCAGCCAAGGAUGGUUGCAGAUGGAGAAGGCCAACCAACGCCUUCGGGAUGCUCUGAUCCGGCUCCGGGACAUGACACAACAGCAGGAAUCGGAUCUCAAGACCCAGAUCAAGGAGCUUGAAGAAGACCUGGAAGAAUAUGCUGCCGUCAAGGCUGACUAUGAAGCCACAAAGGAAAAGCUUCUGGUCGCAGAGACUAACGUCGACGAUCUCAAGCAACAACUGGAAACCGCAUUAGGAGCUGAGGAGAUGAUCGAAGAACUAGCCGACAAGAACAUGCGUUAUCAGGAAGAGAUAAAUGAGCUCAAGGCUGCCAUCGAUGAUCUGGAAGCUUUGAGAGAGAUCAGCGACGAGCUGGAGUCCACACAUAUCGAAACUGAAAAGCAGCUUCAGGACGAAAUCGACUAUCGUGAUACCCUUUUCACCGAACAGCUUCGCAAGAUUGCGCAACAGGACGAGGUGAUUGAGGACCUGGAGUACACACUGUCUCGCUUUAGAGAACUGGUUACCAAUCUGCAAGCCGAUCUGGAAGAUAUGCGGGCAUCUCAACAGAUCACCGAAGCAGAGGCCACCGACUUGACCACCCGGUCACGAGCCAUGAUGGAUUUGAAUAUGAAGCUCCAGGCAUCUGUGUCAAAGGCGCAGACAAAAUCAAUUGACGUGGAGCUCAAUCGCAUGGAUGCCGAAGAAGCGGCCAAGCACUUGGCGAUCGUUAAGCUUUACCUUCCCGAAUACUACGAAGGCGAGCGAAACUCGGUUCUUGCUCUUCUUCGCUUUAAGCGUGUCAGCUUCAAGGCCAACGUUAUGAAUCAAACCGUCCGCGAGCGGAUUGCUGAGCAAUCAUCCAUCUCCACUCAGGAAGAGAUGCUGCACGCGCAUGAGGUAUCUGAGCAUCUCUUGUGGAUUUCGACUGUAUGCGAUCGCUUCGUGAAUUACAUCAAUGCUUGUUCGCCGGAAGAUUUCGGCAACAUCAAGGUGGCUUUAUUCGAGAUGGAGCCUGUCGAGCGUACCUUGAAUUUCUGGAUCGAGAAUCUCAAGAAGAAUGAAGUGAAUUCGAAAAAAUUCGCAGUUGAGCUGCAGCGCUCCAUUGCCCUACUUUCACACUUGACGGAGACUCUUCUUCCCUCCACCCCAGAGAUGUUUGCGGAAGAGUUGUGCAUGCGUGCGAGUAUGUCUCAAUCGUAUCUUGACCAUAUGGCAGCCGUCGUUGCUCGGUUAAGAUCUUUGGUACAAUCUAAGCUUCUGGUCCCCGCAGAGGGUAGUGAACCCAGCGAGGAAGAAUCUUUCGCAUUGAAGCAAUUUGACUCGUUUGUGUCUCAGGCCCGUGGAUUCAAGGUUGCCAUGGGCAAGGUCUAUCGCUCGCUUGAAGAUCUGCGUACCAGGUCUCUCGCCCUGUCCAAGGAGGCCGAUGAGCCAUUCAAGAAAAUGGAAGCUUCGACAAAGCAGCUAUCGGAGCUUGCUCGAAAAAUAUGCGAGAGUGUCAUUGCUGCCACUAGUGACGAGGGCCGUACUGAACCUUACUCCAUGGAGGAGCUUUUGGAUAGCAUGUCUCAGGCGGCGACAGCCUUCACACAACCUUCUGAUGGCACCGCCGAAUCUGAUGACCCGAUUUCGUUGCUCGUCAAUAGGCUGCGCGAUUUGAGUGCCCAAAUCGAAGAGCUUGACUCAAUCUCAGGGGAUCUCUCUCGUACAGCUGAGUUCGAAAAGGGACCUUUCCCCUGGGUCGCCCGAUCGGAGGAACUGAAGUCCAACAAGACAAUUUCGCCAGAUGCUGACGAGGAGAUUCGUCGCCUGAAGAAUGAAGUUCACGAGGUCUCCACCGCUCUUGGCGUGAAAGACAACACCCUCGAAGAACAAAGUAUUAAGAUUGAGCUUCUUGAAUCACGCAUGCGCGAGGCGAGUAAGAGGGCUGCCAUGGUAAAGGAUCUUGAAACCAAGAUCGAAGAGAUCCAAGCAGUGAGCUCGGAACUCGAGAAAACCGUUGACAUGCAGAAGAAAGAACUUCUUACUGCCGAGGCCGAACGCGAUGAAUUCAAAGCUCGCAUCGAAAGAAUGAAGCGCAUUUCUGGAACUGCGGGUGUCUCGACUCCUGGCGGCGGCAUCGUGAUUGACAAUGAGGCUUCGCUGGCCGCGAUGCAAGAGAAUGAGAGCCUUCGUGCCGAGGUCCAAAGCCUCCAGGCGGCGGUGCGUUUCCUGCGUGAGGAGAACCGUCGGGCGAACCUUCUCGACCCUUACUCGGUGCAGCGGACGACCGACAUGCACGCAUGGUUGGAUGCACCCCUCACUCGGACUGCUCCCACACCAGAGCAGGAGAAGAUCCAGCGCACAGCUCUUGAGAGCCGGGAUGUCCUCACUCACCUCCUCAGACUCACAAAGGACUCUCGAGUGUGCGAGCUGAAAUCUAGCAUGGUCUCAUCCACCGGCGAUGAGGGCACCGCCAGCCGUACCACAUGGCGUCCGUCGAAAUCUCGUCUCCGAUACCAGGUUCUUCAGCAGCGUGAACACUACGAGCACUGGUCCGAAUGGCGCGACGAGAUCGUUCACCACGAGCGCGAACAGGACCGACUUGCUGCUGCCAAGAGGGAGCGAGCCCUUCGCGAUCGUAUGCCCAAACACACUCAUAAGGCUUCUGUUGAAUUCCCACAGGGCUUGGGUCAUGGUAUGAUGGGCCGAGCAUGGCAGAUCCUAGGCAUGCAGAAUGGUCAUCGCAAGACUCCGUCAACCAGUGAAGUCGGUCCGGAGGGAGUACACAUCGUAUCCUCGGAAUAG